Messenger RNA from Oncorhynchus masou masou (cherry salmon), 1829 nucleotides. Its product is annotated as SWI/SNF-related matrix-associated actin-dependent regulator of chromatin subfamily D member 1. Gene Ontology annotation, cellular component: SWI/SNF complex; nucleus. Bases 30 to 1574 code for a protein of 514 amino acids. The transcript has 12 exons. The record is from RefSeq and is a predicted model, not a curated record. Gene Ontology annotation, molecular function: transcription coregulator activity. Gene Ontology annotation, biological process: regulation of transcription by RNA polymerase II. Lineage: Eukaryota; Metazoa; Chordata; Actinopteri; Salmoniformes; Salmonidae.
CGAUCCGGCGACGGAGAAACCCAGAAGCGAUGGCGGCCAGAGGUAGUUUUCAAUCAGCUUCAACGGGAGGUGGUGGCGGGGGAAUGGGACCCGGACCCCCGGUACAAGGUGGAGGACCAGGCAUGGGACCUGGAACUCCUGGAGGAAGGAUGGGACCCUCAUCGGGCGCACAGAACCACCUCUAUCGUUCUCCGAUGCCCGGGCCUGGAUACCCGAGACCAGGUGGGAUGCCCCCAUCCAGCCGUAUGACCCCCCAGGGCCCGCCCAUGGGGCCUCCAGGCUACGGCUCCAGCCCUGUGUCCCGACCAGGGAUGCCCAGUGUCAUGGACCCCUCCCGUAAAAGACCGGCCCCCCAGCAGAUCCAGCAGGUCCAACAGCAGCGCAACCAACAUACCAAGAAGAAGAAGAUGGCGGAUAAGAUUUUACCUCAGAGGAUCCGGGAGCUGGUGCCAGAGUCUCAGGCCUACAUGGACCUGCUGGCGUUUGAGAGGAAGCUGGACCAGACCAUCAUGAGGAAACGUCUGGACAUCCAGGAGGCACUCAAGAGACCCAUCAAGCAAAAGCGAAAGCUUCGUAUCUUCAUAUCCAACACGUUCAACCCUGCCAAGCCCGACGCUGAAGACGGGGAUGGCACUGUAGCAUCGUGGGAGCUGCGUGUCGAAGGACGCCUGCUUGAAGACACUGCUGUGUCCAAGUAUGAAGCCACCAAGCAGAAGAGGAAGUUCUCUUCCUUCUUCAAGUCUCUGGUCAUCGAGUUGGACAAGGACCUCUAUGGGCCUGACAAUCACUUGGUCGAGUGGCACAGGACUGCGACCACUCAGGAAACAGACGGGUUCCAGGUGAAGAGGCCUGGGGAUGUGGGCGUACGCUGCACUGUCCUGCUGAUGCUGGACUACCAGCCCCCUCAGUUCAAGUUGGACCCCCGUCUGGCCCGUAUGUUGGGGAUCCACACCCAGACCAGGCCGGUCAUCAUCCAGGCACUCUGGCAGUAUGUUAAGACCCACAAGCUGCAGGACCCCCACGAGAGAGAGUUCAUCAACUGUGACAAGUACCUGCAGCAGAUCUUUGAGGCCCAGCGUAUGAAGUUCUCUGAGAUCCCCCAGCGUCUCCAUGCUCUCCUGAUGCCUCCAGAACCCAUCAUCAUUAACCAUGUCAUCAGUGUGGAUCCCAACGACCAGAAGAAGACGGCCUGCUAUGACAUCGAUGUGGAGGUGGACGACACUCUCAAGACCCAGAUGAACUCUUUCCUCCUGUCCACCGCCAGCCAGCAGGAGAUAGCUGGCCUGGACAACAAGAUCCAUGAGACCAUAGAGACGAUCAACCAGCUGAAGACCCAGAGAGAGUUCAUGUUGAGCUUCGCCAGAGACCCCCAGGGCUUCAUCAACGACUGGCUGCAAUCACAGUGCCGGGACCUCAAGACUAUGACUGAUGUUGUUGCGAACCCAGAAGAAGAGAGGAGAGCCGAAUUCUAUUUCCAACCCUGGGCCCAGGAGGCCGUGUGUCGCUACUUCUACUCCAAGGUCCAACAGAGGCGUCAGGAGCUGGAACAGGCCCUCGGAAUCAGAAACACCUAGACAAGAUUAUGUCAAAGGAAAGUGGGUCAACAGAGGAAAUGAAGUGGCUGUUCUCUCUGGGAGGACGAAAAGAGAAGUUUGGGACAUUCAUAUUUAUAAAUACACUGCUGAUUUUUGCAAAACGCUUAGAUAAAACAUCUUCGAUAUAGACUGCUUUACUGCUGAUGGUAACUGUAGGAUAUAUUUUAACAUCAACUAGCAGCUGUUAUGGUUAUGUAUUAAAUGUUUGAUUGCUACUUACUUUUUUAUAUUUGU